AUCUCCUCCUCGGCGAAGAAUCUGCUGCUUCAGAGCAUUUAACUUCAUUUUGAGAGAGAGAUUCGAAGCGAUUGCCAGAAAAAUCUUUAAAAAAAUGGGUCGGAGAAUCCUGGGUUUACGUUCUUUAUCUAUGCCUGAGCAGCGAAAUCUGAAAAAAUGUGGCAAAAGUUUGAGUCUUUGUUCGGAAAAAAGCCGUCUUGACGCUUCCUUUUCUGCUUGUGAGGAAAAAGAAAACGCUAGCCCUUUUCUCUGUUUGACCGUCGAGAAACAAGAGCUUGAAAAAUUGGCGAGACAAACGAGGAGAAAUCGGAGGGAACAGUUGGUGGGAGACGUCUGGUUCUUCGCCAAGUGACGCUUGAACCGACGCUAAUCCAUUGCUGUGUUCUUGGUUGAAGGAGAUUAUGUUCUGGAAGGGGAUCGAGUUGCAGAUUUGUCAAGCAGAAUGACUCAGGAAGAGGAGAUUGGUGAGAUUGUGCAGACAGAUAGAUACAACGAGAGUCUAUGUUUAUGUGAUAGCUGACCAAUUUUCAGCCACUGUUUAUGACUCGAGUCACCUAUCUGAAAUCAGAAAACUUCUGGGCCAUGAGGAUCGGACUUUAGUUUGUGGGCAAGGGUUGAAUCUCGAUAAAGAUGAUACACAAACUUCCUGAUCAUGUGGCAUUUGUAUGAACACAAAGACCAAGUCUUUGUGGGGAAAGAUGAUGUAGAAGGCAAGAAAGCAGACAACUUUAUUGCUUUCUUUAUUGAAAAACAUAGCCGCAAAACUAGGAAUCUAUGCCAUACUGCGCACAGUAGGAUUGGUUUUCCCCCCGCAGAAUCAAGAACCCUUUUCUUUCAUUCUUUUGUAUGUUCGAGAUGCGGAUAGAUAUAUAAACCCUAAUGAUGCAUUGCCACGACCAUACAGUUCAGGAGGAGAAAAGCAGAACAGAUAUAAAGUUUAGGUAUAUCUGCAGCAAUAAAGAAGAAGGAUCAUGGCUGCCAGGCAACAGCAACAGAAGAUACAGUACGAGGACUUUGUGCCAAACUCAGAUCUUCAGGACCAACCCGACGCCACUCUUCUCCUCAUCCAUCUUCCUGGUUUUACGAGGGAACAGAUCAAGGUGGCAUACGUGCACGCCACGCGCACGCUGAGGGUCACCGGUGAACGGCGGUUGGAUGGGGCGGCGGACAAGCGAUGGAGCCGCUUCAACAAAGCUUUCCCCGUGCCGGAGAAUUGUCGAGUGGACAAGAUCCACGGCAGCUUCAAGAACGGCGUCCUCAGCAUCACCAUGCCCAAACAGACUCCCUCAAAGGUUCCGGAAGGUUCUAGAACAGAGAAAGAGAUGAAACUUCCAGAGGUUUCCAAGGGUUUGGAGCCUACUAGGGAAGAGAGAAAGACGAAAUCCGAGGAGAAGAAGGUUCCGGAAGAAUCAAGAGGAAGAGAAAGAUUUGGAAAGGUUGCAGAAGAAUCCAAGACUGAGGGGAAAAAGCUUUUGGAAGAAUCUAAAGGGAAAGAGAGACCUUGGAAACUGGAAGAGAAGAAGCUUUUGGAAGAAUCCAAAUCCCAAGAGAAAAAACUUCUGGAAGAAUCAAAGGGGAAAGAGGCAACAGGGACAAUUGAAGAUAAGAAGUUUGCAGAAGAAGAGAAGGAAGUGAAACAGGAGGAGGAGAAAAAGCUUCUGGAAGAACUAAAGGGAAAGUGGAGAUUGGAAGAGAAGAAGCUUCUGGAAGAAUCUAGAGAGAAAGAGAGAAUAGGAGCAAUCGAAGAGAGGAAGCUUUCAGAAGAAGAAGAGAAGAGGGUGAGACAGGAGAAGAAGCUUCUAGAAGAAUCUAGCGGGAAAGAGGCCGCGGAGAGGAAACUUGUUCAAGAAGUUAUUGAUAAAAAACCGGAAGGAGGUUACUUGCUAGAGAAGGAAAAGAAAGGAAAAGGAGUAAUGGAGAAGAUAUGGGGAAAGGAGAAGAUGACAAGUGAGGACAAGAAACUGAUGGUGAAUAUAGGAGUCGCUGCUCUUGUUAUCUUCGCCCUCGGAGCUUACGUCUCUUACACAUUUUCCUCUUCUCCUUCUUCUUCCUCUUCCUCUUCUCCUUCGUCAUCUUCUUCAACGUCUUCUUCUUCGAAACCAGAAUGAUGAUUGAAUGAUGAUGGGAAUAUCUAGCUUUGUUGUAUCUGAAAAAUAAAUAAAAUUUAUAUAAAUGUAACGCUCAUGAAAAUGAUACAGAUAAAAAGAAUUAUAUUACUUGCUUUCAAAAUA
This is a messenger RNA of Tarenaya hassleriana, 2231 nucleotides long. Its product is annotated as inactive protein RESTRICTED TEV MOVEMENT 2. The record is from RefSeq and is a predicted model, not a curated record. Lineage: Eukaryota; Viridiplantae; Streptophyta; Magnoliopsida; Brassicales; Cleomaceae.